CCGCAGCCCGCCACCGCCCGGACCCUGGAGCCCCGCUCCCAGACUUAAUUGAAAAUGUUUACAUGUCUUCAAUGAAGAAAAGAGAAUUUAAAGGCCUUAAGGACAAUGAACUCUUUGAAUCCAGGCCGAAUAACAGCAUCACUGUGUCCAAGAAACGCAAUUGGUUACAUCAGUGUACUCUAAAGAUUCCUAAUCUGAAAGAGGAAAAUAUUUCUAUGAAAUCUCAAGAGCUCUCUCAAGUGCCUAAAUCUCCUACUUUAACUGAACCUCGAAUACCCCACGCUUCUCCCAGAUCACCUGGAGAACGUUUUCUUUACACAAUCCACGGCGCUGCAAGCCCUUCAUCAUCCAAGGAUUGUUCUUCAGACUUCAGUGAGGAGCAUGACGCCGAUGACGAAGGCGAAAUAUGGUACAACCCCAUUCCUGAAGACGACCAGCCUCUCCUCCCUCCUGUUCCUUGUUUUGCUGAGAUGAACUCAAUUCAUUUGGACCCCCCAGUGAACGGUCUGAAAGUGGUGUCUGGGAAUGACUUAAUUAAAUCGGUCAGGCAACCUGAAGGCCUCCAGUGCUUUUCAGGGUACGCUGGAGACAAUCAGACUGCGCAAUCCAGGGAAAUUAAUCAAGUAGAUUCCAUACAUUCCACAGAGUUUAUGCAGCUGCACAAGCAAAGAUUUGGGAGCAGGAGUCAGAGUGGACUGAGAAUAGAUGAGAACCCCUCAUUUAAAUCUGCUCCAGGUCCCGGAAUUUUAGCUACUGCCAAUAAAACCGACUCGGGAGGAUCGCAGCCAUCUCCUCUGAGUCCUAAUCCUGCGAAAAAAGGCAGUUCGAUCAACUGGUCUUUUCCAGAUAAAAUCAAAUCUCCCAGAACUGUGAGAAAACUUUCCAUGCGAAUGAAAAAAUUACCAGACCUUAGCAGAAAGCUAAGUGUCAAAGGGAUCUCGAGCCAUAUUAACGGUUCCGACCACUCUUCUUCCUCCGGGCCUAAGGGUAACUGUCAGGAUGCAGGCCGCGGGGCCCCAGUGCCUUCUAGAAAUGCAACCACGGCCACUAAAAGGAACGUUAUCAGCCUUUAUCAUCUCGACAGCAGUGUUUCUUCUCAGCACAGCUGUAAAAAGAAAAAUUCGGGGAGUUCUAAGCCCUCCUGCAGGGGAGGUUACCUCAGCGAUGGAGAUUCUCCCGAGCUUCUAACUAAAUCGGCCAAACACACCACGGAACACAAAUUUGGGAAAGGAAAGGAAGCCCCGCCGAACUGUACCAAACCCGAAAUAGACAUCGAUGCUUUCAGGCAUUACAGCUUUUCUGACCAACCCAGGUGCUCGCAGUACAUAUCUGGGCUCAUGAGUGUGCAUUUUUACGGGGCUGAGGACUUGAAACCGCCUCGGAUGGAUUCCAAAGACGUGUUUUGUGCAAUUCAGGUAGACUCGGUGAACAAAGCAAGGACUGCUUUGCUCACCUGUAAGACCACCUUUUUAGACAUGGAUCACACCUUCAACAUAGAAAUCGAAAACGCGCAGCAUCUGAAGUUAGUGGUCUUCAGCUGGGAAUCCACCCCGAGGAAGAAUCGCGUGUGCUGUCAUGGGACGGUUGUUCUCCCCACUCUGUUCCGAGUGACCAAGACCCAUCAGUUGGCUGUCAAACUCGAGCCCAGAGGCCUUAUUUAUGUGAAAGUGACUCUUAUGGAGCAGUGGGAGAAUUCUCUUCAGGGGCUGGAUGCAAAUCGAGAGCCGGUCAUAUUCGGGGUAGAGGCUCGCAAAGUGGUGGAGAAGGAGAAUGUGGGGUUGAUGGUGCCACUGUUGAUUCGGAAGUGUAUUGUGGAGAUUGAAAAGAGAGGCUGUCAGGUAGUAGGCCUCUAUCGAUUAUGUGGUUCAGCGGCAGUCAAGAAAGAACUUCGAGAAGCAUUUGAGAGGGAUAGCAAGACUGUCGGUCUGUGUGAAAAUCAGUAUCCAGAUAUAAAUGUAAUAACAGGUGUCCUUAAGGAUUAUUUAAGAGAACUUCCUUCCCCGCUGAUAACCAAGCAGCUGUACGAAGCAGUGUUAGACGCCAUGGUGAAAAAUCCCUUGAAGAUGAAUGGAAACGGGUGUGAGAAUGACCCUAGCGAUUCUGAAUACACCGUUGACCUCCUGGACUGUCUGCCGGAUGUUGAAAGGGCAACCCUGAAGAUGUUAUUGGAUCAUUUGAAAUUGGUGGCUUCUUAUCAUGAUGUAAAUAAGAUGACCUGCCAAAAUAUAGCCGUCUGUUUCGGGCCUGUCUUGCUCAGCCAGGGACAAGAAACUUCCACCCAUAACAACAGAGUCUUUACUGAUUCUGAAGAGCUUGCAAGUGCCUUGGAUUUCAAAAAACACAUAGAAGUGCUUCAUUAUUUACUCCAGCUGUGGCCAGCACAACGCUUAACUGCCAGAGUAUCUCCAGAUGGUUUGUCCCCAGCAUCCAAGAUUUCUCUGAAUUAUCUGAGACGGAAGAAGCAUCGACCCCAGAUGUUGAACUUGAGCAGUAUUGAGAUGUCAGGGAUGCUCAGACCGAGGCAGACCAGGCUCGAUAGCCCCUCGAGUAAUCGUUAUGCCGGAGACUGGAGUCGAUGUAGGGAGAACUACUUUUUAGACACAAAGGGAAAUGUAAAUGAAGCCGAUUAUGAUGACGUUCCUUAUGAAGAUGGAGAAAGCAGGGAAGACUUCAACACGACAGAUGGCCCAGGAACAGGGAUGAGUCAAUCAAUCAGUUCCAAGCCCUUAGCCAAAGGAUGCACGUUGGAAACGUAUUUGACCAUGCAGACGAUAGAUUCCGCGGUGGAUCGCCGCGUCAAUCUCAAAGACCUUCAAGAGAGUAUUGAUACUCUGAUUGGAAACCUAGAGCGAGAACUCAACAAAAACAAGCUCAAUAUCAGUGUUUGAUUUUAGGGACUGUUUGUUUGGCUGGUGACUUCUGGAUUGAAUUUUCCUCUUGACCGCCCAACAGACCAGCAUGUUUGUUCCGAUCAAUCGAUGGAAUUUACUGAGUGCUUACCAUGUGCAGAGCACUGUAUGAUGCGCUUGGGAG
Tachyglossus aculeatus (Australian echidna) is the source of this 3033-nucleotide messenger RNA. It is a transcript of the gene SYDE2, whose product is annotated as synapse defective Rho GTPase homolog 2. Lineage: Eukaryota; Metazoa; Chordata; Mammalia; Monotremata; Tachyglossidae. The transcript is spliced from 7 exons. The record is from RefSeq and is a predicted model, not a curated record. Gene Ontology annotation, biological process: signal transduction. Bases 63 to 2888 code for a protein of 941 amino acids.